CUCGUUCGGCAGUUCGGCUGCGAUCGGCCUACGCAGCCGUAGCUUUCAAAGUAGUGUUUCAGGCGCGUGAACCGAUGGACUCCAAAAUGGAGGACAAUCUGAAGGCGACGGAAUGGGAUCGACACACCCUGAUGAAAGCGCGAUGGUUGGUGGGAUGUCAGGAGGCAAAGGAAGGGAUAGUUCGCAAGUCCCUCAUCCGACAAAUUGUGAUUCCAGAUGAGUGGUUGGCUGAAGACUACGAGCCUGAGAACCAAAACCGGCAUGGCAACGGCACCAAGGAACUCCGAAGUUCUCGUGGUAACGGAGCCGCGCCGGAGAAGGCCGCGGUGCCUGCGCAUCCUGCGCCUCCGCCGGCUCCCGAGCCGCAGCCGGUGGUGCCGCCUCCGGCACCCGCCAAAGCCACUGGAGGUGAUGGAAACUCUGGUCCAAAGGAUCCAAAGGCCAGGGUGAAAGCCGGCGAUGAAAACGGAUCGCCUGGCGCAAAGCACAGCGAUGGCAGCACUGGCGCUGGAAGCCCCUUCGACACCAGCAGCAACAGCAGCAAGGAAUCCAGCCCGGUGGAUGUGGCCAAGGGCCGGAGCGGUUCAAGCUCUCGCAACGUCAUCAACAUCAGCAGCUGCAUCACAGGCGACCGCGGCAAGACCAUUAGCCUCGAUGCCAGCAUCACGCAGCGAAACCGAGCUCCUACCGCCGAAGAAGAAGCGACCGCGGCGCUGUCAGCGAUGCUGGGCCUCGGAAAGCCGAAGGUGGCUUUGAAGCCAACACCACCUCCAAGGACUCAUGUGCCGUGGAGCAUGAGUUCAGCGGAUUCCUCUGGGCAAGAACAGGCUCCUCGUCCAGGCUUGAACCCCAAUGCUGCGGAAUUUCGCCCCAACAUGUGGUCGUACGACUAUGACUACGACUUCGUGCCACCUCCCCCGUGCCCAGAGGGCUCCGAGGAGGUGCCCGAGGAGGUGCCAGAAGAGCUGCCAGAGAUGAGCAACUUGUUGGGCGUCAACCUCCUGGACGAAAUCUGUGGAGGACCGGCACCGCAAGCGGCAAGGGAUGAUGAUGACGAGGCCGCUGCGGCUUGAGGCCCCGCGCGUUGCCACGUGACGCGAAAAAAACACGAAGGGCCAAGGAAAGCACCAGCGGCGCAAAAGCCGAAGCACGUGAUGUGCUUUGACCGCGGUAGAGGUUUAGCAGAAAAGGAACAGGGAAUGUUUAAACCCUGGAGCCAAGGACUUGUCAAUCUGAAUCGCC
Cladocopium goreaui is the source of this 1242-nucleotide messenger RNA. The record is from the annotation of a GenBank genome assembly. Lineage: Eukaryota; Dinophyceae; Suessiales; Symbiodiniaceae.